AAAAUAAAUAUGUCUUGACAUAAAAAAACAACAAAAAAUUUCAUUUACUUCCUAUAUGAGUAUGUAAAUUAUACUUCUAUAUUUAUAUACUAGUAUGUCGAUUGUACUAUAUAAAAAUGGCAUUUAGUCCCUCCUAUCACGCGGUGUUGGGUGCGUGGCUCGAGUUUGUUCAUACUUAAUUUUACCGACUUAAAAACAACAUUUUUCAAUCUUCUUUUUUUUAGUGCUAGUUUUCAUCAACUAUAUUUGUCCUCAUAUUUUUCACUACUUCGUAUUUUUCCAUUCUUCAAAAAAAAAAAGGAAAAAAUGAAUAUUGGAAAAGAUGUUCGUCCAUUGCCAAUGUACGAAUACAAAGUUCUAAAACAUGUACCUACUUUUGUUAGAAGACGAUACGAUCGAGAUCUUGACCACAAGUUGAGUGAUGCAACUCUAGAUUUGUCAUCUGAAGACGGCGAAAGCAGAGGUGAUGAUGGUGCUGAAGCUUCCAAUCAUGCUGCUGUUAGUGAUUUUGAUGAUGAAGCAGAAGAUGAAUUACAGGCAGAUUUCAACAAUGAGCAGGAUUCCCAAACUUAUACAGAUGAUAUGGGCAUGUUUUCAGAAGAUAGCAAAAGCGAAAGUGGAGGAGCUGAAGAUGAAGACAUUGUGUAUGUAGGUUUGGAUGAUGUAGAAGACAGCAGAAGCGAAGGUAAUGGUACGAAAGAUGUGAGUAUUGUUAGUGAUUAUGUGGAUGAUAGUGUCAAAGACGAAGUUGAGGACAAGGAUCAGGGAAACUCUGACAAUAAGCAAGGUUUUCAAUCAGAAGACGGCAAAAGCAUAGGUGAUGAUGGAGCUGAAGAUUCUAGUCCUGCAGCUGUUAUUAAUUUGGAUAAUCUUCUUGUUAAUAAUGAAGCUGAGGAUAAACAAACAUAUACAGAAGAUUUUGAUUCUAUACAAAGUACGAAUGGUAGCAAAAGUGAAAGUGGAGGAGCCAAAGAUGCUGAUCUUACAAGCAAUAAGGAUGCGAAUGUUGAAGAUGAAAUCGAGGGGGAUGGACAAGCAAAAUUAUCUGACAAUGAGCAAGAUGACAGCAAAAGUGAAAGUAAAGAUGUUAUUGAUGUUAAUGUUGAAGAUAAAAUCGAGGGAAUUGGAGAUGUAAAAACCGACAAUGAGCAAGGUCUAUGUUCAGAAGAUGGCAAAAAAGACGAUAACGCAGCUACAGAUGAGUAUACCCUUGAGAAUUUUGUGGAUUCUAGUGUCAAAAAUGAAGUCCAGGAAAGAGAACAGGAUUUGAGUGUCAUAGAAGAUAGCAAAAGCGAAGACAAUGGAACUGAAGAUGUAAAUAUUAUUAGCCAUAAUAUGGAUGAUAGUGUCCAAGGUGAAGUCGAGGACAAAGGUCUUCAAAUAUCUGACGGUAAACAAGCAGAUAUGCUAGUAGAAGACAGCAAGAGCGAAGCCGAUGCCACUAAAGAUGCAAGUGCUGAUUGCUAUCAUAUGAAUGAUAGUGCCAAAGAUGAAGUCUUGGACAUUGAACAUGACAAAAAACAAGAUGUUAGUGUUGAAGUCCAAGACAAGGGAGUCGGAAGCUUUUCUGAUGAACAAGAUUUUAGCCCAAAAGCAUUCAAGGAAACCCUGGAACGAGAUGGAAUUGAUCUGUGUUGUCCCAAAUGCAAGAAUAAUAUAACCCACACAAUGAUUUAUCGAAAAAAGGAAGCUAGCCAACAACAUCAAACAACAUGCUAUACCUUCUUGACAGCUCUAUUUAGUUGCAUGCAUUCAAUGGUAGUUCACUGGAGAACUAAUUAUCGCUCACACUUUGAUUAAGGCAUUGGUGGAACGAAUGCAAGGAGUUGAUCAUGAUAGAUAUGCAACGAACGCAAGCUAGCAAGCCUCACCAACAUGUAUUGGGCGGCGACUGUGAUGUACGUACUAACUAAUCAUGACUUUGUUGCAAAUGAAAAUUCCUCUGUAAUUACUAAUUACUUCCCUACUCCUCGAGUUUGUAUGAUUUCUUGCAUAUAAUCGGGUGUAUUCGAUCACUAUACAGAAAUAAUUGUACUUGAAUUCUAGCUAGGUACAAUAGCACUUUAUGCC
Chenopodium quinoa (quinoa) is the source of this 2070-nucleotide messenger RNA. Its product is annotated as RNA polymerase-associated protein LEO1-like. The transcript is spliced from 12 exons. Lineage: Eukaryota; Viridiplantae; Streptophyta; Magnoliopsida; Caryophyllales; Amaranthaceae. Bases 307 to 1800 code for a protein of 497 amino acids. The record is from RefSeq and is a predicted model, not a curated record.